Messenger RNA from Culicoides brevitarsis, 1047 nucleotides. Its product is annotated as 18S rRNA aminocarboxypropyltransferase. Lineage: Eukaryota; Metazoa; Arthropoda; Insecta; Diptera; Ceratopogonidae. Gene Ontology annotation, biological process: maturation of SSU-rRNA. Gene Ontology annotation, molecular function: rRNA small subunit aminocarboxypropyltransferase activity. The transcript has 2 exons. The coding region runs from base 91 to 948 and encodes 285 amino acids. The record is from RefSeq and is a predicted model, not a curated record.
GCAAUUAAUUAUUAUUUAUUGUUGACAUUCGUCUCGUAAGUGCGUUUCAGAGUCCAAAAAUUGAAAAUUAAGCGAUAAAUCCCUCAAAAAAUGCACAAAUCGCGCUCCAAGAACACAAAAAAGUUCAAACAACAUCACAGAGGCAAACGUCAUUUCCGCGAAGACACGGACAAGCAACUGGCGGAUCGUGCUUCCGAACUUACGUUGCACGAAGGCUCCGAUAGCACCGACAGCACAUCGACAGACUCGUCUUCGGGCUCAUCAGACGACGAAUAUGGGAGUGCUUCGAAGAAAAAAGGGAACAACUCCAAGUUUGACGUGGGCCAUGAACCGUCAUUUACAGUUGCAAUGUGGGACCUUAACCAUUGCGACCCGAAAAAAUGCUCCGGGCGGAAGUUGGCGCGACAUAAUUUGAUAAAAAAUCUGAAAUUAGGACAAAGAUUUCCGGGUCUCGUUUUGACCCCAUCAGGCACAAUGUCAGUCGCUCCGGAGGAUUUUUCGAUAAUUGCUGCCUCGGGACUUGCCGUUGUCGAUUGUUCAUGGGCUAAAAUCGACGAAACUCCCUUCGAGCGCAUGAAAUCGCCUCAUCCGCGUCUCUUACCGUAUCUCAUCGCUGCAAACCCCAUCAAUUACGGCAAACCCUGCCAACUGAGUUGUGUCGAAGCUAUUUCCGCAGCGAUGUACAUCACCGGCAUGAAAGACGAAGCUCGAUGGUACUUGAGCAAAUUCAGUUGGGGACACGCAUUUAUCGAGCUGAACCAAGAAUUGCUCGACGCUUAUGCGAAUUGCGAGUCGCGCGAGGCAAUUUUGCGCGUUCAAAGCGAAUAUAUCGAGAAAGUGCAAAAGGAACGUCAAGAAUCGCGCGAAAAAGGCAUCGAUUGGCCCAGCAGUUCGAGUAGUUCGGAGUCUGAACGCGAAUCCGGGGACGAUGGCGAUAUUGAAUCUUAGAAAAAAAAAAUAUUUUUUGAUGUAUAUUUAUUCAAGAGACACCCGUAGAAAAUGUUAAAAUAUAUUAAAAAUGUGUAUUUUCUGACAACGUGACGCUUU